Messenger RNA from Cylindrotheca closterium, 1479 nucleotides. NCBI's taxonomy places the organism in Eukaryota, Bacillariophyta, Bacillariophyceae, Bacillariales, Bacillariaceae. The record is from the annotation of a GenBank genome assembly.
AUGCCAACGCCUGUAUUGCCUUCUAAAUCGGAAAGGCGUCUUAAGAAGCAAGGAGCCGCCAUAUUCCCUCUACAGAGGCUCAUUAUUAUUAUCUUGGUGGUCCUGACGAUAGGUUCCUUUGUCUAUUUCAAUGUCAGGAUAAUACUGAAUCAAAAUUAUGACACUGGCACAUCUGUGCUGGCUCCCUUGGAAGAUUCGCUGGGAGAUGAGAAAAAUGCUGUAACCAAUGCUGAUAUUACGAAUCGGAUACUCCAACAACCGCCAACUUCACCGCCGACGGAACCGAUACCAGAUGUCUUGUUGUCUGUCCCCUUUUAUGUCUAUGAGGACUUUGCAUGGAUCAAUGGGACGAUUGACAAGCACUUGAUUUCCAAUCGAAACUUGCAUCAUAGUUUCAAUGGAACCAAUCGCUUCAAACAUGGGGAUGACUACUUCUUUCUCCUGGCAAGUCUGAAUCAUCCCAUGAGGACAAGGAAUAUUCACGAAGCCAGGCUCUUCUUUGUUCCUACACUGCUGAAUCAUUAUGACUACUACGUGGAAUACCUCAAGUGGGAACUAUGUGUCAACGAUCGAUGUGACAUGGAACUUAUUGACUAUACACGAGAACAAUUGGAAAAAUCCACAGCAUUUCAAUUGUAUCCAGAGAAACAUCUGGUGGUCCGAUCUCAUUUUGUCAGUCCCCAAUUGGACCGACAAAAGAAGUAUCGCAAGGUACCAGGAUAUGACGCAUUCUUUAAGGAAACCCUUACCAAAAUGAGUGUGGUAACCUUUGAAGCCAAAGAAUUCUCUAUUGACCCUCGGCAUGCAACCCAAGCAAAACAGCACUAUCACUUUCCAUCCUACUAUGUUGGGUCGCCGUGUUUGGGGAUUGAUGGGUCCACGACGAGCAAUCGAAGUUUGGAUGUGGCCUUGAUUGCUGCCAUGAAGGAUGAAUUUCACAGUCGACAGCUAAUUUGUGACUGGCUCGCCAAGAGAUCUCCGGCCAUCCAGUCGGUUUGUGGCAAAGGAAAUCGUUGUCCGACACUGACACAAACCAAGUUUGGCUUUCAUGUGGCGGGUGAUACCUUUGGAUCCCAGCGGCUUAUGGAUCUAAUCAUGUGUGGGGCCGUUCCAAUCUUUACGGAUGCUAGUCAAUAUGCCAUUUUGGGUGAUUGGAUCGAUUGGGAUCAAUUGUCAUACUUCUUACCGGUAUACGACAGUUCGACGAUCAACAAUAGCACUGGACUGCCUCUUGACGACAACGAUCUGGAAGUGAAUUUUAUGCAACGAUUUGAAGCCAUACUUCAUGACAACGUAGGAUAUGAGCAACGACGGCAGGCAGUUGUCCAACAUAUACCGCUAUUUGAUUACAACACCAUCUAUCCAUUUGAUACAUUCAUGUACCUAUUCCAAGCCAAAGUUUAUCCAGAAACAAGACGCACAACGAGCAAAUGGCCUGCCCUCGUUCUUCCUCCUGCCGUGAAUACACACAAACCUUAG